This is a messenger RNA of Naegleria gruberi, 768 nucleotides long. RefSeq lists its product as uncharacterized. Gene Ontology annotation, biological process: translation. Gene Ontology annotation, cellular component: cytosol; ribosome. Lineage: Eukaryota; Heterolobosea; Eutetramitea; Acrasida; Naegleriidae. Gene Ontology annotation, molecular function: structural constituent of ribosome. The record is from RefSeq and is a predicted model, not a curated record. Bases 1 to 768 code for a protein of 255 amino acids. The transcript has a single exon.
AUGGGAGUUUUAGGUAAAAGAGUUUAUAGAAAAUACAAACAAAAAUACAUUAACAAGUAUUUUAAAUAUUCCUAUCAAUGUGAUUUUCCAAAUAGAAAACAAAUAUUUCAAAUACAAUCACCUUAUCUAACAUUUAAUGAACAAUAUUCACCAUCAUCUAAAUAUCCACAACUAUUGACACCUGUCACUAAAACAAGUAUUUCAAAUUUAAAGUUAACAUGUAUGAAGAAACCACUCAUUCAAAUACCUACAUUUAAAAGAAUUAUCAAUAGAUCAAUGGAAUUAUCAGCUCCAGAUAUAAUGCCAUUAAAAGAAGAAUAUAAUUAUAAUAUUGUAAAGUUGAAUAUUAGCACAAUAGAUGAUCAACAGUGUGCACAAACAGAAUUUAAUGGAUUUCGUUUAACGAGAGAUAAAUUAACAUCACUAACUUGUAGAAAAUGGCAUUCAAUAAUAACAUUUAAUAAUACAUUUAAAAGUAUGGAUGGAUAUCAUGUUAGAAUUUUCAUGACAUCAUGUACAAGAAUGAAAUUAUUACAAAUUAAAAAGACAUCAUAUGCUAACAAGUCACAAAUUAAAAAGAUUAGAACUAUAAUGUAUCAAGUAAUAUUAAAAUAUUUAAGUAAAAUGACAAUAUUAGAAUUUGUUAAUAGAAUGGCAAUUAAAUGUGAAAUGAGCAGUGAAAUUAGAAUGAAAUGUGAAAAUAUUUAUCCAUUAGAGGAUGAAAUUUUAAUUACAAAGAUUAAAUUAUUAGAAAAACCUCAACUUUAA